Dentiscutata heterogama is the source of this 483-nucleotide messenger RNA. The record is from the annotation of a GenBank genome assembly. Lineage: Eukaryota; Fungi; Glomeromycota; Glomeromycetes; Diversisporales; Gigasporaceae.
AUGUCCGACGAACAAGGCGAGAAUAUUGAAUAUUUUGGAGGAUACGGAGGUGAAGAAUUCAUUGUCAGAAAAAAUAAUGAAGAAAUGACUGUAUUAUCAAUGGAAAAAAAUUUGAAGAAAAUGAAGAAAAUGAGGUUGAAUUUGGACCAAGAUGCUUCAAGAGACUCCAUGUAUCAAAACUCAAGUUCUGAACCUUCACCAUCGCAUUAUAAGCUACCAAUAUCUCAUACUGAAAUGCAACUGCGACAAGCCGACGAACAUAUACCUUUCACUCUACCAACGGCAAAAUACAGGUUUUGGCCAUCAAUUUCGGACACUCCUAUCAAGAAUGCACCUACUCUUAAAUACUUGUUAAUUGAUUUUUAUUAUUUGGAGUGGGUACUUACGUUUGAUGAUUACGAAGAGUUAGAUGCGCCCACAACACAAAUGGAGAACAUAGAACAUAAUGAAAAUAGAGAAAUUAUAUGUAAUGCUAGUGAUUGA